AGUUCUUUACCUCUUUCAUCCAUUUUAUAUCCUGACUCAACAACUCUCAACCUCCUAUAUAUCGUAUCCUAGUGAUCAACAGCGACACAAUGGCACCCGUGACGCGCUCGAAACGCAGCCAUCCAGUUCAAAACGAACAAAUAGACGAGUCGCCACCCAAGAAACGUUCGAAAUACUGCUACUCGGAUGAUGAGGCGGAGGGGGAUCUCUACAUCCCCAAUCCCUCUGAUUCCUCAUCACUCGCAGUACCUCGUCGUCGAAAUGUGCGAGGUCGACGAGGAAGUCUACAGGAACUACCCAAUAUGCCGAUGGAUAUCAUUGACGAGAUUUUCUCUCACAUGCUUUCCGGUGACUUACUUACUCUUACGAGAACUAGCAAGCCGUUUCGUAACCUUUUAAUGAGUCGCGAGUCUGCUCCUUACUGGAGGGCCGCACGAAGGAACGUUGAAGGCUUGCCUGACUGCCCUAGAUUCCUUACGGAGCCAGAAUAUGCGAGCCUAUGUUUCGACUCAUUCUGUCAUAAUUGUUUUGCCCCAAAUGUUCACAAUGUCUUAUGGUACUUCCAGGUUCGAUACUGCAAGAAGUGUCAGGAUCCAGAUGCUGGCGUUAUGGUGGAUCGAGCAAGGGACUACUUUGGAACAAUGCUCCCGGCUCUUGGUUACAAGAUAAAACAAGAUAUAAAACAACAUCGCUAUCAUGCGUACCGGAAUUCCAUCCCCGGCAUGUCGUACCAGUUAGCUGACAUAGAUGCCGCCAAGACUGAGUACAAGGCAUGUAAGACUGAGGAGGAAAAAGCGAAAUGGCUCACCAGACGUCGAGAGUCCCUUGAGGAAGUGAAAAAGUGGGCAGACGCUUGCGACCAAUGGUACAAGGCUCGUCGGGAAGCUCGUUCGGAUGAAAUAAGUCAUGUCAAGCAGACCAGGCUGGCAGCGGUUAUUGCGAACUUGCGAGAGAUGGGAUGGGGUGAAGAACUUGACCAUAUGGCUUCAGCGGAACGGCAUCCACUAUCUACCUUACAGCAAGUGAAGCAAUUGAGGCCGCUCACAGACCGAGCAUGGGCCAAUAUGAAGGACGCUGUAGUUACCUUCAUGCAAGAGACAAAGAAACUCCGCCUCGCAAUGGCUCGAAAGGCUCUUUUCAAAUCCCGGAUCUCCGCUUUGGGGGCCGCUUCAGACGUUUUUCGAAGAGACUUUGGUCAAGUCUACCCUUCUCUUCGUGAACUCGCGUCUUUCCCCGAGGUACAAGCUAUCAUUGAAUCCCCUGCUGAAGUGUCUAUCACUGUAGCUAGUUUCGAUCCUCUUGGAGAACUUCUCCCAGCUCUUGUCUUGCGCUGGCAAGAUGUCAUCAAACAGCGUGUCCUGGAACAUCUCCGACGCCAUGUCACCUUCGCCGUUUCCGACGAUUUUGAUAUUUUCAAGAUGGCUGCAACUGCUACUUUUGCAUGUGAUCAUCCUGGAUGCAGACUCGAAAGGCUUUCAACUUUUCCCAACAUACUCACCCACAGCUGUUUCAACAAGCCAAUGCCUCGGGAUGAUGCCGAUGCUGAUUGGACCACUGAAUUGGACUACGAAACGCGGGUGACUGCAACAUUAACCAGGAACUCUUGGUCUGCAUAUUACCUGGAGUUUCCGAUGCAGUUGGUAGAGUACGCUAUACGCACUUGUGGAAUGGAUCCCUCGAAGGCUACUAUUGAAGAAAUGGACGAGGCCGCUACAAGAUUUCGUUGUGUCUCCCACGGCUGUGAAGGUGACCACGUCCGAAUGCUAUUCUCUUGGAGAGCUGCGGUCGAACACAUGUACUGCAAACAUCAUUACUGGAGAAACGAACCGCAAAAGCUUGUCGAAGCAAAGCCCGAAGAAGCCGCACAGAUAGCGCACCUCGAGGUCGCCGCUCAAGAAGAGUUGUUUAAGCAUGGUUGGGUUCUCCAUUCUUGCGCCCACUGCCCCGAACAGUGUUGGAUAGAUGCCAAAUGGAAACUACAAAAUCAUUUGCGAUCACGACACGGAGUUGACGAACCAAAUGAUACGGACAUGAUCCUCAUCAGAAAUGGUUCCCUGCACAACGCCCCCUUCUACAUAAUCUCAAACAAAGUCAACAAAAGGUCUCGCCAAGUUCACCGCGAUGCUAAGUUAGCUCUGAAAGACGGUCGCGCUGUCGUUGGGAAACUCAGCACUUAUCGCUGACACCCCGUAGUUAUCAUUGACUACAUUCAGCUCCGAUAGUUUAGCACGUCCAUGUCGUAUUUGGUUUAAUGUAUCUCUCCAUAUCGUCGGUCUAUAGAAUAUAUCCGCAUUGCCUGUUCAAUAGCUCAUCGGGCAAACUGCUGUCCUGUCC
Messenger RNA from Somion occarium, 2334 nucleotides. The record is from the annotation of a GenBank genome assembly. Lineage: Eukaryota; Fungi; Basidiomycota; Agaricomycetes; Polyporales; Cerrenaceae.